This is a messenger RNA of Anopheles aquasalis, 1916 nucleotides long. RefSeq lists its product as uncharacterized. The record is from RefSeq and is a predicted model, not a curated record. NCBI's taxonomy places the organism in Eukaryota, Metazoa, Arthropoda, Insecta, Diptera, Culicidae. Gene Ontology annotation, molecular function: protein binding.
CACAAAUUUUGGAUUCUCGCUUUUUCGUCUAGUGAUCCUUGAUUGAGGAACGUGUUUUCGCUGCGGCUGCUGGAAAUCAUGGCGUCGCUACCGAAUUAUACCGAUUUACUACCAAACAAUGUGCUGUGCAUGGUGUUUGACCGGCUGGAUAUCAAGAACGUAAAGAACGCCUCGCUCGUUUGUAAACGUUGGAACGACAUCAUUUUCCGUAGUGCAUACAUCGACCGAUUUGGCAUAUAUUUCGGUAUGUUUGGAAUAUCCGAUGCUUCAUCGAUGUCGUUUGAUGUGGAGACUAUGCUACGGAAGGCGAAAUACCUAGCGCACACAGAUAGGCGCUAUCGCAAUUUUAAUUUCUAGCUAAUUUUUGAAAUGGGAAAAAAGUAUUUCCUGCGGCUUGGAAAGCUAUAGAGCUUAAUCAAACGAGCAACCUGCAAUCACUGAACCUGUUAUUCUAUUUCUCUCGGUUGAAUGAACUUUUGCCAUUGGUCAUUGACACAAUAUCAUCAAUGCCGCAGUUGCGAUCGCUGACUGUAUCGGAUCAGAGUACAGUACGUAUGAUGGCUUAUGAGCACAUUAAACAGGAAAACAUUCCAUCAAUCCGAAGCAAAUCGCUACAGGAGCUCACGAUGUACUGUAAAUAUAGGUACACGAUCGAUACGCCAGAGCUGCAAACAUUUGCUGGCGCACUGUGCGCACUUCUUCCACCGGACAGCAGCGAUAAGGAACAGCUGGAACUUACUAAGCUGAAGAAACUCGAUGUAACAGUAUGCAGCUGGAAACCUGCAGACCGAUCCGUCUUUCGUCGAAUGCCGAAUCUGGCGGAAAUUCAUUGGGACAUUCCCGUGGAGGAUGAUCUUUUCGUUGCAAUGUGUAAAACAUGCCUACAACUAACCGAGGCUCGCUUUGCCAAGGAACUGAAUGUAUCGAAUCUUUCCGCAAUCAAAUAUCUCGAUAAGCUUUCCGAGCUUCGUAUUUUAAAAUUUUCUAGCUUCAUGAUUCAGGACUUGUUUAUGGACUUGUCCAAACUAAGCCACCUGGAGGAGCUCAGACUGGGACAUACCCAUUUGCUGCCUGUUAGUUUGCUCAGCUUCUCCAAGUCGAUUAGGAAACUCGGUCUACAUAUUUAUGGAUGCGUGGAACUCAGUCUUGUCGAAAUCACGGUGCGAAACUUACCGCAAUUGACGGAACUGUAUUUGAAUGGCCAUACCGUUCCAAUAUCUAGUAGGGCUCUGAGAGCCUUACUUGGUUUUGAACAUCUGGAGGUACUCGAGUUUUCGCAUUUUCAUUUCACACAAUCGAAAUUCCUGGAAAUGAACGCCCCUAUGCAUAAAGUGCGAACAUUACGAUUCCACCGUUGUAAACUUGACACGAAACAGCUUUUCGGACUCCAGAAUAAGUUUCCCAAACUUCAAAAUACUGUAUUCGAAGAAUGCGAUAUUGACGAUCAACCAAAAAAAGAUCAACCAGAACCAGAUAAUGAUCAAAAUCAGCUUGGAUUGAUCACCGCCUUGGUGCAGCUAGCAGAAGAAUAUAAUGCUGCAGUAAUUGAUUCAAUUAAAUGAUUAAUAUAUUUACUCAUUAUAGACAUUAGUAUAGACAUGCAUUUAUCCACGAGUUGAGAACAUCCUUUCAAUUAUUGAAGUAUUAGCUUUGUUUCGUUUCGCGAUUGUUCCUCUUUUCUCCAUUCAUUUAACCUUUUGUUAACUCUUCGAUAUGAAACAUAUAAGUGCGCUGCAUCGACAAACAUGUGUGGUUUGUCAAGGAAUUUGUUCGGUUUUGGCGUAAGGAUGAGGGAUGGCUACAUUGGUUUUUGAUGAAUUAUAAACCAUGACAAUUACAUGUAAUCGUAAAACUAGGAAUUGUAACUGCUCUGAUGAAAAUAAACGUAAAACAUCGAAACUGAUGAAUAAAGUGUA